CUUGCGCAAUUGGAUUUUGUAUUCAGAACAUUCACUUGGUUUGGGAUCUCUGCAUAUUUGUACAACCAAUUUUAUUAUUCAAGUGAACAUAGUUUCCCAUUCUACUGAGGAACUGGUGGGCCUUCUACUUCCUAAUGUCUUGUUCCUAUCUUGUUAUACAUCUUAGUUUGUAUAAGAAACAUUCAUCCUUACCGUUCCUUAUAUGGGUCUCUGAUAUUGUGUCCAUUAUUUUUGGUUUGUUCUUUUGUUAUGUUGGAUUGUUUGACAAGGAGAGAGAAGAUGGAUAUUCUCAUAUUUUGGAACCACUUUUGAAAACUAGUUCUAGUCGAAGCAACGGUGACAAUAGACAAGGAUCUAGUGUUGAUCGAGAAAAUGUAACUCCUUAUGCAAAUGCUAAUAUUCUUAGCAUUUUUACUUUUGCUUGGAUGGGCCCUUUGCUCACACUCGGGUAUAAAAAGACAUUGGACCUUGAAGAUGUUCCUCAGCUUGCCAAUUGUGAUAGAGCCAAUGUGGUUUUUGCUCAUUUUAGAAAUAAACUUGAAUAUGAUGACAAUGCCAAUGGUUAUAUUGGUCACGUAAGUACACUCAAGUUGGUGAAAGCAUUGAUUCUCUCAACAUGGAAAGAAAUUUUAUGGACGGCUCUAUUCUCCAUUGUACGCACAUUGGCUUCUUAUGUUGGGCCAUACCUUAUUAAGGCCUUUGUUCAAAAUCUCAAUAGCUCUCACCAAUUAAAAUAUAAAAGCUAUGCACUAGUGUUUAUUUUCUUUCUGUCAAAGCUCAUAAGGUGCCUAUCAGAGAGACAUUUGUUUUUUCAAUUGCGACAGAUGGGGAACAGGGUACGUGCUGCCUUCUUUGCAAUAAUCUAUAAAAAGUCUCUUGGGCUUUCAAGCCAAUCAAAGCGGUGCUAUACUAGUGGAGAGAACAUUAAUUUGAUGAGUGUUGAUGUUGAGAGGAUUGGCUUUUUUAGUUGGUACUUGCAUGAUAUAUGGAGGCUUCCUCUUCAAAUUGUUCUAGCAUUGUUGAUCUUGUAUAAUAACCUUGGGCUCGCUUCAAUCAUAGCUUUUAUUUCCACAUUGAUUUUGAUGUUAGCAAAUAUUCCAUUGGGAAAAUUACAGGAGAAAUUUUACGGGGAAUUGAUGGAUUCAAAAGAUCAAAGGAUGAAGGUGACAUCUGAGGCUCUGAGGAAUAUAAGGACUCUCAAGCUCCAAGGUUGGGAGAUGAAGUUCUUGGCUAAGAUAAUUGAACUUAGGAACUUUGAAACAAGAUGGCUAAAAAAAUUACUUUAUACAUCAGCUAUGACUGCAUUUGUCUUCUUGUUUGCUCCCAUGUUUGUAUCUAUGGUUACUUUUGGGUUUUGUGUGUAUAUGGGAAUUCCACUAGAAUCAGAGAAUAUCUUAUCUGCACUUGCGACAUUUGAGAUGUUACGAUGGCCAAUUUAUAAUCUCCCAGACACAAUAUCUAUGGUAGUUCAGACUAAAGUUUCCCUUGAUAGGAUAGCUUCAUUCCUAUGUCUUGAUGAUAUUCAUCCGAAUAUAGUACAAAAGCUUCCAAGAGAUUGUGCCAAUGUUGCAAUUGAGAUAGUCGAGGGAAACUUUUCUUGGGACCUUUAUUCCCCUAAUCUCACAUUAAAAGAUAUUAAUUUUCAAGUGUAUCGUGGUAUGAGAGUGGUUGUUUGUGGUUCUACUGGGUCAGGAAAAUCAAGCCUACUUUCAUGCAUAUUGGGGGAAGUACCAAAGGUAUCUGGAGCUAUUAAGUUGAAUGGGACGAAGGCCUAUGUUGCACAAUCACCUUGGAUACAAAAUGGCAAGAUAAUAGACAAUAUAUUGUUUGGUAAAGAGAUGGACAAGGAAAGGUAUAAUAUUAUUCUUAAAGCAUGCUCAUCAAAUAAAGACCUUGAAUUAUUUACCUUUGGAGAUCAAACUAUCAUAGGGGACAGAGGGGUCAACCUGAGUGGUGGGCAGAAGCAAAGAAUCCAGAUUGCAUGUGCUUUAUACCAUGAUGCUGAUAUUUAUUUGCUUGAUGAUCCUUUUAGUGCUGUGGAUGCUCACACGGGAACUCAUCUAUUUAAGGAAUGUUUGCUGGGAAUGCUGGGUUCAAAAACUAUAAUUUAUGUUACCCACCAAGUAGAGUUUUUACCUUCUGCUGAUCUUAUCUUGGUCAUGAGAAAUGGAAGAAUUACUCAAGUAGGAAAGUACGAAGAACUUUUUAAUUCAGGAACUGAUUUUAUGGAGUUAGUGGAUCCACAUAAGAAAGCUUUGACAAACCUUAAUUAUAUUGAACGUGGGCCUACUUUAGAUAAUUUAAUUAAUGGUGAGGAAGCUGAUAGUAAUCUGUUGUGUAGAAAUAAGUCUAUUAAAGAUGACGAGGAAACGGUACCCAAAAAUUGCAAAACAAAUAAUCCGGUUGGGCAAGAAGGACAACUUGUACAAGAAGAAAAGAGAGAAAAUGGUGGAGUUAGUCUUUCAAUCUAUUGGAAGUAUGUUACUGCUACAUAUAAAGGGGUUUUUGUACCAUUGAUAUUGCUAUCACAAAUUCUUUAUGAGGUUCUCGUAAUAGUUAGUAAUUAUUGGAUGGUGUUGGCUACUCCCAUUUCAGAGGAUAUAAGACCUUAUGGUAGAGGAUCCACUUUCAUCUUUGUCUAUGGUUAUUUGACCCUUGGAAGCUCUCUUUGUGUACUUAUAAGGUCCAUUCUUAUUGUAUCUGUUGGAUACAAGACAGCCAAUAUGUUCUUCAACAAAAUGCAUUUGUGCAUUUUUCGCUCUCCCUUGUUAUUUUUUGAUUCUACUCCAAGUGGAAGGAUUCUAAAUCGGGCAUCCAUAGAUCAAAGUGCAGUUGAUACCACUAUUCCACAUGAAAUUGAAGAACUUCUUACUUCAAUUAUCGGAUUCCUAGGAACUACUGCAGUAAUGUCACAAGUUUCAUGGCAAAUAUUAAUUGUUUUUAUUCCAAUGACUGUGGUCUGCAUCUGGUACCAGCAAUACUAUAUGUCGACAGCACGAGAACUAUCACGCUUGGCCGGAGUAUGCCAUGCUCCAAUUAUACAACAUUUUGCUGAAUCAAGUUUAGGUUCAACAACAAUCAGAUGUUUCAAUCAAGAAGAAAGGUUCAUAGACACAAACCUCAAGUUGGUAGAUGGGUAUUUUCGACCUAAAUUUCAUUUCUCUGGUGCAAUGGAAUGGUUGUGCUUCCGCAUGGAUAUGUUGGCAUCAUUAACAUAUGCCAUCUCUAUGAUUUUCUUAAUCUUAGUACUGAAAGAUUUACUUAGUCCAGGUGUUGUGGGUUUAGCUGUUACAUAUGGACUUGGUUUCAGUAUGCAUGGGGUCAUAUGGGAUUUUAGUAGUGUUGAGAAUAAAAUUAUAUCCGUUGAAAGAAUACUGCAGUACACUUGUAUACCUAGUGAACCCCCUUUAGUGGUAGAAGAAAAUAAGCCAGGUCCUGAAUGGCCAUCACAAGGGAAAAUAGAUAUUGUUGAUCUACAGGUUCGGUAUGCUCCACACCUGCCUUUUGUCUUACGAGGUCUCACAUGCACAUUUCUUCAAGGAAUGAAGAUUGGCAUUGUUGGACGAACAGGAAGUGGAAAAUCAACGCUUGUACAAGCUCUCUUCCGCAUGCUUGAACCUUCAACCGGUCAGAUUUGGAUAGAUGAUAUCAACAUCUCCAUGAUUGGCCUUCAUAACUUGCGGUCAAGGUUGAGCAUCAUCCCGCAAGAGCCAACAAUGUUUGAGGGGACUCUAAGAUACAAUCUUGAUCCGCUUGAAGAGUACACCGAUGAACAGAUAUGGGAGGCUUUAGAUAGAUGCCAACUUGGUGAUGAAGUUAGAAAGAAGGAAGGGAAACUUAAUUAUGCAGUGAAUGAGAAUGGAGAGAAUUGGAGCAUGGGCCAAAGGCAGUUAGCCUGUUUAGGAAGGGUAUUGCUCAAGAGGAGCAAAGUGUUAGUACUAGAUGAAGCUACCGCAUCAGUGGAUACUGCGACUGACUAUCUAAUUCAGAAAACAAUUAGGCAACACUUCUCAGAUUCUACUGUCAUCACAAUUGCACAUAGAAUAACUUCAAUUCUUGAUAACGAUAUGGUCCUCCUUCUUGACAAUGGCCUUGUACUGGAAUAUGAUUCCCCUGCCAAAUUGCUAGAGAUCAAAUCCUCAUCAUUUGCAAAGCUUGUUAAGGAGUAUACUCAAAGAUGUAGUUUGUAG
Messenger RNA from Macadamia integrifolia, 4190 nucleotides. RefSeq names its product ABC transporter C family member 3-like. Gene Ontology annotation, biological process: transmembrane transport. The transcript has 10 exons. The record is from RefSeq and is a predicted model, not a curated record. Gene Ontology annotation, molecular function: ATP binding; ATP hydrolysis activity; ABC-type transporter activity. Lineage: Eukaryota; Viridiplantae; Streptophyta; Magnoliopsida; Proteales; Proteaceae. Gene Ontology annotation, cellular component: vacuolar membrane; plant-type vacuole. The coding region runs from base 135 to 4190 and encodes 1351 amino acids.